Molecule: messenger RNA, 3708 nt
Organism: Homo sapiens (human)
Lineage: Eukaryota; Metazoa; Chordata; Mammalia; Primates; Hominidae
Gene: ZNF343
Product: zinc finger protein 343
Exons: 7
Coding region: 445-2364 (639 amino acids)
Biological process (GO): regulation of DNA-templated transcription
Cellular component (GO): nucleus
Molecular function (GO): sequence-specific DNA binding; zinc ion binding
Source: RefSeq, a predicted model, not a curated record
CGGGAAGCCGGGAAGCGGGGAUUCCAUUCGACUCCGGAGAGGGGGACUCCGCUUUCGAAUGGAGAGCCGGGACCUUGGCGUCUGGGCCCCGCGGAAGAUCGGGAGCCAGCGGGCGCGGUGGCUCACGCCUGUGAUCCCAGCACUUUGGGAGGGGGAGUUCGAGACCAGCCUGGGUGACACAGCGAGACUCUCGCUCAAAAUAAAAAUAGUCCACCUUCUCCAAUCCCUGCCUGCUGGGAGAGGACGAUCUCUUGAGAAAGGAAAGACUUCUGUGCUCCCGAGAACUUCCUAUCAGGUCCUGGCUGCAGGGAAACAAGCUGGGCUUUUUAUAAUUAAGGUUGGAAGAAGUCACCACAGGCAGCAGAACUCCAUCUUGAGAUGAAAUAACAUCUACCUGGACCUCUGGCAGAAUUUCAAGGCACACACUGGGCUGACUCUGGCGCCAUGAUGUUGCCUUAUCCUUCAGCACUGGGAGAUCAAUACUGGGAAGAGAUUUUGCUUCCAAAGAAUGGGGAAAAUGUAGAGACUAUGAAGAAAUUGACCCAAAAUCAUAAAGCGAAAGGCUUGCCUUCUAAUGAUACUGACUGCCCCCAGAAAAAGGAGGGAAAGGCCCAAAUAGUGGUACCAGUUACAUUCAGGGAUGUGACUGUGAUCUUCACAGAAGCAGAAUGGAAGAGACUGAGUCCAGAGCAGAGGAAUCUAUACAAAGAAGUGAUGCUGGAGAAUUACAGGAAUCUUCUCUCAUUGGAUGGAGUUUCGCUCUUGUUGCCCAGGCUAGAGUGCAAUCGUGCAAUCUCGGCUCACCACAACCUUUGCCUCCCGGGUUCAAGCAAUUCUCCUGCCACAGCCUCUCGAGUAGUUGGGAUUACAGAACCAAAGCCAGAAAUCUACACUUGUUCCUCCUGCCUUCUGGCCUUCUCCUGUCAGCAGUUCCUCAGUCAACAUGUACUUCAGAUCUUCCUGGGCUUAUGUGCAGAAAAUCACUUCCAUCCAGGGAAUUCUAGCCCAGGGCAUUGGAAACAGCAGGGGCAGCAGUAUUCCCAUGUAAGCUGUUGGUUUGAAAAUGCAGAAGGUCAGGAGAGAGGAGGUGGCUCCAAACCCUGGUCUGCAAGGACAGAGGAGAGAGAAACCUCAAGGGCAUUCCCCAGCCCACUCCAAAGACAGUCAGCAAGUCCUAGAAAAGGCAACAUGGUGGUAGAAACAGAGCCCAGCUCAGCCCAAAGACCAAACCCUGUGCAGCUAGACAAAGGCUUGAAGGAAUUAGAAACCUUGAGAUUUGGAGCAAUCAACUGUAGAGAGUAUGAACCGGACCAUAACCUGGAAUCAAACUUUAUUACAAACCCGAGGACCCUCUUAGGGAAGAAGCCCUACAUUUGCAGUGAUUGUGGGCGAAGCUUUAAAGAUAGAUCAACCCUCAUCAGACACCAUCGUAUACACUCGAUGGAGAAGCCUUAUGUGUGCAGUGAGUGCGGGCGAGGUUUUAGCCAGAAGUCCAACCUCAGCAGACACCAGAGAACACAUUCAGAAGAGAAGCCUUAUUUGUGCAGGGAGUGUGGGCAAAGCUUUAGAAGUAAGUCCAUCCUCAAUAGACAUCAGUGGACUCACUCAGAGGAGAAGCCCUAUGUUUGCAGCGAGUGUGGGCGAGGCUUUAGCGAGAAGUCAUCCUUCAUCAGACACCAGAGGACACACUCCGGUGAGAAACCCUAUGUGUGCCUGGAGUGUGGACGAAGCUUUUGUGAUAAGUCAACCCUCAGAAAACACCAGAGGAUACACUCAGGGGAGAAGCCUUAUGUUUGCAGGGAGUGUGGGCGAGGCUUUAGCCAGAACUCAGAUCUCAUCAAACACCAGAGGACACACUUGGAUGAGAAGCCUUAUGUUUGCAGGGAGUGUGGGCGAGGCUUUUGUGACAAGUCAACCCUCAUCAUACACGAGCGGACGCACUCUGGAGAGAAGCCUUAUGUGUGUGGUGAGUGUGGCCGAGGCUUUAGUCGGAAAUCACUCCUCCUUGUCCACCAGAGGACACACUCAGGGGAGAAGCAUUAUGUCUGCAGGGAGUGUAGGCGAGGUUUUAGCCAGAAGUCAAAUCUCAUCAGACACCAGAGGACGCACUCAAAUGAGAAGCCUUAUAUUUGCAGGGAAUGUGGGCGAGGCUUUUGUGACAAGUCAACCCUCAUUGUACAUGAGAGGACACACUCAGGAGAGAAGCCUUACGUGUGCAGUGAGUGUGGCCGAGGCUUUAGCCGGAAAUCACUCCUCCUUGUCCACCAGAGGACACACUCAGGGGAGAAGCAUUAUGUUUGUAGGGAGUGUGGGCGAGGCUUUAGUCAUAAGUCAAAUCUCAUCAGACACCAGAGGACACACUGACGGGAGAAACCUGUGUAUGCAGGGGUCAUGAACAAGACCUGAGUGACCAGUCAAGCCUCAUGUUACCCCAGAGAGACACAUGGGGAGUAGACCCUGUGUACACAGAUUGUGAGUGAAGUUCCAGAGAUGUGUCAGCCCUUAUCAGGCAUGGGAGGGACACGUUCAGGAGAGGAGCCUUAUGAGUAUAGAGUACGGGCAACUGUAGCCAUCAGUCAGCCUUGAGCAUGCACAAAAGGACACACUUAGGAGAGAAGUUUAUGUGUAGGGACUGUGGGAAGGCUUUAGCAAUAAUCAACAUUUACCAGACAUCCAAUGACAGCCUCAGGGGAAAGCACCCUUGUCUGGGGAGUGUUGGGGAGCAUCAGUAAAAGAAUGGACACUCAGGCACAGAGUGGCCCUCAGGAAGGAGGUCUUUGUUUGUAGGAUGUAUGGGCAAAGCUUUUGUGAUCACACACCACAGGGAGAAUCUGCAUGUGGGGACACUGUGGAGCUCUGCCCAGAUGACCUUUUCAGGGGUAACACCCCAGCUGCUUGAGAGAACAGUGUUGCUGCUGGCAGAGAUGCAUUCCAGAGAUGCACUCCGCUCUGGAACUCACUCUCAGCCACAGGGAGCUGCAUGCACCACAGGGGCAAUGCACCUUUGCAGGGGUACCUUCUGGCCCCAACCCUUGACUCAACGGGGACAACUCCAGAAGGUCAUUCCAGAUCCAGAGAUCCCCAUCGAACUGAAGGAUCACUGGGUUGCAGACACAUUGCAGGUCAGCUUCUUCCUCUGCCCAGUCCUGCCCUCACUCCCCAGUGAAUCCUCAAUUUUCUGUCUCGUUGUCUGUCCAGAUAAUUGAUUCUAAGACAUGUUAGGUAUAUAAGGAGUGUAGAUAAGGCUUCAGCCAUGAGUCACCCCGCAGUAAGCCCCAGAGUAUAUUGAAUAGAAAUUCUGCAUGUGUGGGGAGAAUGGACAAGGACUUAGGAAAAAGUCCUCAUCAAAGAACAGCUUUUUUGGGACAAGCUUUACAUGGGUGGGGAGGGAAAAUGUGAAACACAUUAGCAAUAAGUUAAACCUCAUCUUGUACUAAAGGAGGACACACUCAGGGAGAAGACCUCUGUGGGCAGGGCUUGUGGGUGGAGCUUCAUCCCGAUGUCACUCCUCAACUGACUUAGGAGGACAGUCUUGCUACCCCAAGUCACUACCUCACUCACCUCUGAGGGAUUUUCAGGAAAUGUCUUGACUCCCCCAUGUACUCUGUAUGUGAGCGAAGAUGGCAGUAACUGUUAAAUAAGCAUUCUUUUCUACUUCUUGGAAUCAGAUGAAAUAAAAAAGCAGGCUUUAUUUAAGUAAUCAAAAAA